UUUAUUAUGUUAACGUUUUCGGUCUUCUUAAUCGACCUUCUUUUGGAUAUAUCUGUAUUUUACAAUUUAAAAAGAGUAAAUUCAUUUAUUCAGUAACGGUUUACGACGUUCGAAUUUUACGACGAAAGAAAUUUUAAAAACGCGCGUGCCAAACCAAACGAAUUUUUAAAAUCCGUUCGUUUUGUUCCAAAAACGAAACUUUGCGCUUUCCGAUUGCUUAUAUUUCGGCAAUCCCUUUAUAGAAAUUCUUCAAAUAUUGCACACUACCUAAGAAAAUAAUUAUUUUUCGAACGAAAUAUUCAGGAUAACUUUAGGCGUUUGGGGAGCGGAGAAAUCGACCCCCUAAAAUCUGCGACUCUGACUUCCGUAUUCUUAUAUAUAGGCAGUCAGUGACUAUGUUUACUUGCAGCGAAGUCACUGCUGUGACUCUCCAUAUUUCUAACACAUUUAUAGACGAUUCGCGGUUAAGACAUCAGCCUAUCGCUUUGUGGAAUCAGAAACCAAAUUUGGGCAAAUAACUCUCACCGGUUCCUUUGCAGACCUGGCCGAAUCCUCACUCGAUAUAAUUGAAAAGCUGCUCUCGGUGACCACGGAGUGGACAGAAUCAAAUAAUAAUAAAAAAUUCCAAAUCUUUAACGGUACUGGAGCGUAUGUCACAGCCUUAAAUGCAAAAUCUAAAAACUAUUUUUGAAAAAUAGAGCAAUUUUAUAGGAAACGAAAUACUAUUUCAAAGACUAUUUGAAUAUUUUAAAUAUGGCAACGAAACGUUUUAAAACUGAAGACGAAAAGGAUUUCAGUCCAGCAGACAUUAUUCUUCACAACGAUCCCAGUGGAAAAAAAGGAUCUUUUACUAUUCGUAGUAAUAUAUCUUCUGCUCUUGCCUUUAAGAUAAAAUGUAGUGAUCCGGCUUUCAAAAUCAAGCCACAAACAGGAGUUCUUGGCAAGAAAGGUUCGAAUGCAAAUAUAAAUGUCAUGUUGUCACCAAAUAGAAAAAGCGCGAAGAACGUACAAUUUUUUGCGCUAUUUACUGCUGUAGAUAAUAUAAAUCUUACCGAAGAAGAUAUAAAUGAACUGUUUGACAAUUCGUCCGAAAGUUUAGACAAAUAUCUAAAGAAAAUAUUAAUUUCAGAAAGCAAGAGUACAAUUAUGAGUAGUUUAACUAAUUUUACAGAAGGUUAUAUUUUAAACUUUAUUUUAUUCAUUAUUUUCAUCAUUUUUCUUCAGUGUUACUGCAUUUAAUAAUUUGGCUCUUUAUGGAAUCCUGCCAACGAAAUUUUCUAAUGAAACAUUCUAAUGAACAAUUUGAAUAAAUAAAGCUUAAGAUUAAAUAGAUGAUAUCGCUGUUGGUUUUUUAAAUUCAAUUUCCGCCUAGAAAAUACUCGGAAGAAAUAUCUGAAAGGAAGAAAGACAAAAUACAUCAGAAAUCGAACUCGCAAUUUCUUGUGUAAGCGCAAUAUAGGCCUCGUAUUUCCAAAUUGGUAUUAAAGUAAGAAUUAUAU
This is a messenger RNA of Centruroides sculpturatus (bark scorpion), 1499 nucleotides long. RefSeq lists its product as uncharacterized. NCBI's taxonomy places the organism in Eukaryota, Metazoa, Arthropoda, Arachnida, Scorpiones, Buthidae. The record is from RefSeq and is a predicted model, not a curated record. The transcript has 7 exons. Bases 754 to 1239 code for a protein of 161 amino acids.